AUGUCUCUUCCUGGUGUUCGAUGUGAUGAUCAUCGUCGUCGAUGGGAUGUACGAGAAUAUGAAAAGAAAGCAAGUGAUCGAAUAGAAAAUCUUCGUUCCGUCAAAAAGAAACCAGCCACAACUGAUAGUGAUGAUGAUGAUGAUGGUACUGAUGAUUAUCAGAAGAGAAGUGAUGAAAGAAAAAUUGCUCGAACACAUCUUCAAGCACGAGAAUUUAAAGUUGAUUUAGAUUCUCGAUUGGGUAAAUCUGUUAUUGUUACAAAAGCAACUGCACCAUCUGAUGCUGGAGGAUAUUAUUGCAAUGUAUGUGAUUGUAUUGUAAAAGAUUCAAUUAAUUUUCUGGAUCAUAUUAAUGGAAAAAAACAUCAACGAAAUAUGGGUAUGUCAAUGCGUGUUGAACGAUCGAAUGUUGAUCAAGUACGAAAACGAAUUGAAAUGAAUAAAGCAAAACAAACUGAAGUUCAAAAAGAAUAUAAUUUUGAAGAACGUCUGAAAGAAUUGAAAGAAGAAGAAGAAAAAAUGAAAGCCCAACGACGUGAUAAAAAGAAAGAUAAUAAAAAACGAAAAAUAGACGAAUAUCAAUCAACUAAUGAUAAGGAUGAAGGUGGCGAAGAUGAUAUGGCUGCUAUUAUGGGAUUUAGUGGUUUUGGUGGUUCAAAAAAAUAA
This is a messenger RNA of Adineta steineri, 666 nucleotides long. The record is from the annotation of a GenBank genome assembly. Lineage: Eukaryota; Metazoa; Rotifera; Eurotatoria; Adinetida; Adinetidae.